AUUUUCUCCUCGACGGGAUCUCUCAAAGAUGACCUGAAGGACAGUCGCGAUAUAUACAAGGCUGCACAUUCAGCACUCGAGAGAUGCUACAAACUCGGGUUAAAAAAUAUACUAUUAGUCGUCGGACCCUUCAAGACCGCCCUAUCUGACUUCAACUGGGCUCGAGGUAUUUAUCCAAAAUUAACCGCGGCAAUGGGUGCCCUACACGCACUCUAUGUUCCACUACAAGUGCGUGAAGAAACAACGCUACAGAGGAAAUUUGAGAAGCUUGGUUUGUACGACUAUGAGAAGAAAUUGGUGGACGCGAUUGUUGGACUGGCCAAAGGUGAGGCCGUAUACCGUGACAUCGGUGACAGUGACCCCGAACGCAUGGCUGCACCGAAGAUACAAGAGUAUCUUGAAACCAAGAAAGAAGACUGGAGAAAGGCAGGCAUCACGAUGACGAUCGAGCAGGUUGACCCGAAGAAACACCCCCUGGCCUACGCAGUGACCCGUUGCGCUAAUGACUACGAACCACACAAAGGAAGGAUCGUCUAUCUGACGUACAAACCCGAAGGACCUAUUAAUGAAACAAUUCUUCUCGUUGGCAAGGGCAUUACCAUCGAUACUGGCGGUGCCGACCUCAAAGUUGACGGUAUCAUGUUGGGCAUGCAUAAUGACAAAAUGGGCGGUUCUAUGGUGGCUGGUUUCUUUGAAACGCUGUCGCACUUAAAGCCCAAAGGCAUGAUGGUACACGGAUACAUGGCUUUCGUACGCAACAGCAUUGGCAAAAACGCCUACCUGGCUGAUGAGAUCCUCAUCACACGUGGUGGAAAACGUGUGCGAGUCGGCGACACAGACGCAGAGGGUCGACUGGACAUGUCAGACAUGUUGUAUGAGGCUCGCGAGCAGGCUUUGAAAUCCAUCAAUCCACGUAUAUUCACCAUCGCUACCCUCACGGGAGCUGCCUCAAGAUCAUUUGGACCAUUCACUGUAAGAAUGCUGCAUAACAGACAGAUUUUGCAUUCUACUUAA
Molecule: messenger RNA, 1014 nt
Organism: Dibothriocephalus latus
Lineage: Eukaryota; Metazoa; Platyhelminthes; Cestoda; Diphyllobothriidea; Diphyllobothriidae
Source: the annotation of a GenBank genome assembly